Molecule: messenger RNA, 1870 nt
Organism: Eriocheir sinensis (Chinese mitten crab)
Lineage: Eukaryota; Metazoa; Arthropoda; Malacostraca; Decapoda; Varunidae
Product: RUS family member 1-like
Exons: 10
Coding region: 155-1573 (472 amino acids)
Source: RefSeq, a predicted model, not a curated record
AGACGGUACCAAGACAUCCUCCAUCAUCCCUACCACCUGUCACCCGUGCCCGCCUCCUUAUUUUUACCUUUUUCUCCUUAAUUACGCCUCGCCCGGGCCUGAGGAGCUGCACAGUUAAAGGCACAGGUGGGGCGGUCCAGGUGUGUGCUUUAAAAUGGCUCGCCGGCUGAUAUAUAGUGAGAAAAAGGGGAGUACAGGUGCCGCCGCCUCCUACCUGUACGUGGAUGCCGCCGCCGCCUUCAGGCCACUCCGGGAAGAAGGAAGUCAUGUCAGAGGGCUGCAGGAGCGUGUGCUGGGGUGGGCGCGCGAUGUCUUCCUCCCUCAAGGCUUCCCGGAGUCAGUCUCGCCGGAUUACCUCCAGUACCAGUUCUGGGACUCUGUGCAGGCCUACUGCAGCAGCAUCGCCGGAGCCCUCAGCCUACAGUCGACACUGGUAGGCUUGGGUGUUGGGGAGGGAAGUGCUACUCCCCUCGCCGCCACCCUCUCCUGGCUGCUCAAGGACGGAACUGGCAUGGUGUCUUCUAUUGCCUUUGCCUACUGGAAGGGGUCACAACUGGACUGUAACAGCAAGCAGUGGCGCCUCUUUGCGGACUUCACCAAUAACGUCAACCUGGCUCUGCACCUCCUCGGCCCCUUCCUUCCCGUGCCCUUCCUGGCUGUCCUAUGUGUGUCGGGGGUGCUGACGGCUCUUGUAGGGGUGGCAGGCGGCUCCACACGGGCUGCCCUCGCUGUGCACCAGGCCCGGUGUGACAACAUGGCGGACGUCUCGGCUAAGGACGGCAGCCAGGAGACCCUCGUUAACCUGGCCGCCCUGCUCACCAACCUGACGCUCCUGCCUUACUUCACCGCCAAUCUCGGGGUUACAUGGACAACCUUCCUCCUGUGCGUCUUCCUGCACAUGUACGCUAACUACCAGGCCAUGCGCGCGCUGACCCUGCACAGCCUCAACCGCCCCAGACUCCUCUACGUCCUGGGUGGCUGGGUGAAGGGUGCGGCUGACUCGGAGGGGACGGCUGAUGGUGGUGGUGGUGGUGAUGGAGUUCCGUCACCCGCCGAAGCUAAUCUUAAUGAGCCGCUCCUGUUUGGUCCUGCGUUUAAGUCAGACUACUUCCCACUGGGGUUCCGCGUCACCAUCGGCCACUCGCUGCACUGGGCCCUGCGUCGCUGUGGUGGUGGUGGCGGUGGUGAGGCGGAGCUGUUCGAGGCUGCCUGUGACGCCUUUAGUGGUGAGCAAUACAUGCUCUGUGCCAACCUGCGUCGUCGCCAGCUCCACGUCAUCUACCGCAGCCACGUCACACCUGAGGAUGAGCUGCGGGCCUUCGUUACCGCCUACCUGUGUGUCCUCAACUACUCUCACUGGUUGGAGGGAACGGUACUCCCCCCGAAGUUCCUGGCCCCCAACCUCCCCGCCACCACCCCAACCUCCACUGCCUCAGAGUACCAGGUGAUGAAGGCUGUCAAGGAGCUGGUGAGACAGGUGUUCCCAUCCUUAAUGAAGAGCCUACAGGUGCAAAAGUGGAGAAUUGACAAGCUGCAUUUUGGGGCGGAUGAAUGGAGGUUGAUUGAAGACUAACACACACACACACACAAUCUCACCCAUACACACACACACACACACACACACGCACACAGUGGCCUUUAAGUGUAUAUGCACAUGUGUGUAUUUUCACUGUUGUUGUAAAUCCCCCAAAAUGAAGGUAAGGUUUCAGUUAUUUUUGUACAUAUUUUUGUAUGCUCAUUGUUUAUAUUUUUGUAACACCCGUUUGUAUGUAGAUUAAAAUGCAUGUAGAUUUUCAUAUUCAGACGCACGUCAUCGCCUUCACAAACAAACUUCCGGAGUAAUAUUUUUCUCCUCAUCCAGAUUAUAAAA